This is a messenger RNA of Exophiala spinifera, 1026 nucleotides long. RefSeq lists its product as uncharacterized. The record is from RefSeq and is a predicted model, not a curated record. NCBI's taxonomy places the organism in Eukaryota, Fungi, Ascomycota, Eurotiomycetes, Chaetothyriales, Herpotrichiellaceae. The transcript has 4 exons. The coding region runs from base 1 to 1026 and encodes 341 amino acids.
AUGCUUUCCGUAAAUUGCCAGGGAACUCCAUACGAGAUAGGUGUGCAACAUGGCACGGCGGCCAAGGACCACGUCGCGCGAUGCAUAGACUUCUAUGCGUCGUUGUUCGAAAAGACCAGCAAGCUAGACUGGGCACAAGUGCAGGACAUUGCCAGCAGCUUUAGCGACCACAUCAAGUCGACAUGGCCGGCAUAUCAUGAAGAGAUGCAAGGUGUCGCCACGGGAUCGGGUCGGUCGAUUCUCGACAUCGUCGCCUUGAACGUACGCACAGAGAUUGCGUUCGGCGCGUUCAGUGAUGGUUGCACGUCGUUGGCGUGGAAUACUGAAAAACGCGCAUACCUUGGACAGAACUGGGAUUGGAUGGAACAGCAAAAAGAAAACCUAAUUAUCGUCAAAAUCGCACAAUUUGGAAAACCGUCGAUCCAGAUGAUCACCGAGGCUGGUAUAAUCGGCAAGAUUGGCUUCAACUCCGCCGGGGUCGGGGUCUGCCUGAACGCGAUCAGAGCCAAGGGUAUGAAUCCAGAGCGCUUGCCGGUUCAUUUGGGUCUGAGAAUGGCUCUGGAGAGCCAGUCGGCGAAGGAGGCCGUGCAGGCCCUGGAGCAUUGGGGCAUGGCUGCACCGGCGCAUAUACUGGUCGCCGACGCGACUGAUGCCACCGGGUUCGAAUUUACCUCGACGACCAUCGAGAAGCUCGUGCCAGACGGAAAGGGGAGGGUUGUGCAUUCCAACCAUCUGCUGCUCAAACACCCUGGAAUCACGGAUACUGUCUGGAUCAAGGACUCGCUUUUCCGCGUCGACAGGAUGGCGGAGCUGUGUGACAACUUGCCCACCGAACCGACUUGGGCCGAGGUCUCCAAGUUGUUCGAGGACGAAGCGAAUGCUCCGACCGCGAUUUGCCGUGAGCAAAAGGGAGAAAGCACUGCGGCCACCCUGUUCAACAUUCUCAUGGAUCUGAAGCAGAAGACGGGAGUUAUUCGAAUGGGUAGGCCGACGCAGGUUGAGGAGACCAUCACUUUGGGAUUUUGA